Molecule: messenger RNA, 726 nt
Organism: Funneliformis geosporum
Lineage: Eukaryota; Fungi; Glomeromycota; Glomeromycetes; Glomerales; Glomeraceae
Source: the annotation of a GenBank genome assembly
AUGGCGGAGUGGCAAGUUCGUGAACAUCCCGAUACUAUCGUCUUGUUCGAUGUAGAUGGUACUUUAACACCGGCUCGUAGGAAAAUAACACCAGAAAUUGCUGAAAUACUUAAAGUUUUGAAAAAAAAAGUGGUCAUCGGUUUUGUGGGUGGUUCUGACAUCUCAAAACAACAAGAACAACUUGGACAAAAUGCUAUUGACGAAUUCGACUUUGCAUUCUCUGAGAAUGGACUUACUGCAUAUAGACUAGGAAAACAACUCGCUUCUCAAAGUUUCCUUGAUUGGAUAGGUGAGGAGAAAUAUUCGAAAUUGGCUAAUUUCAUUUUGAAAUACAUAGCAAACCUUGAUCUUCCAAAGAAACGUGGAACAUUCAUAGAGUUCAGGAAUGGAAUGAUUAAUGUUUCGCCCAUUGGAAGAAACUGCAGUAUAGAAGAACGGAAUGAAUUUGAGGCAUAUGACAAGAUUCAUAACAUUCGACCUAAAUUUGUGCAAGCAUUAAAGAAUGCAUUUCCCGAUUAUUCUCUGACAUUUUCGAUUGGGUGGGAUAAAACUUAUUGUCUCGAACAUCUUGAGUCUGAAGGAUUUAAAAAUAUUUACUUUUUUGGCGAUAAAACUUACGAGGGAGGAAAUGAUUAUGAAAUUUAUAUUCAUCCUAAAGUUAUAGGACAUUCUGUUAAAAAUCCCGAAGAAACCCUUAAGAAAUUAAAAGAACUUUUUAAUAUCUGA